AUGAAUCGCCGGGAACAACGGCGGAAGCGGGAGCGUGAGGCACUGUCGCCUGCGCUCGCUGCCCUUAUCGCCAACGUUUCCCCGCACGAUGAUGCUGCCGCGCCAUUGCGCUAUUUGAAGGGCUUCGCGACGCCACAGCCCGUGGACGCUGAAGGAGGGGGCGUUGUCCACGUUAUCGAGGGCGACGGACUGCGUCGACUCUGCAAGGAGCUCGGGGACGGGAUAUUGGAGAAGGACGUGCUGUCCGUCGCACGCCGGGUGCCGCGCAGCCAAUCGACGCCUGAACGGAUCGAUGUGACGGAGUUGUGCUUUGCGAUUGCUCAGGCGACCGCCCCGGUGAAUGUGCACGAGCGGCGGCGAAAUGUUGGCAGCGCAGCCCCGCUCGAUGAAAACGCCCCGCUGAUAAAGUACUAUGAGAAGGAUCGCUUCGCCUCUCUCCUGGGGGGCGUCAGUCCGGACGAUGCCCAAGUCGAGUGGCAGAAGUUUUUCUCGUGCCUUUCUUCACCACUUCCAAUGACGCUGCGCGUGCACCGCAACGAGCGGGCCCUGCGGCAUAUUGCCCUUGAGUUCCUGUCACACGAUGCAAUGAUGCGUGAGGUGGUGCAACCGAUAACCCCCGUGCUUCCUCCUUGCAUUGGUCUCUACGGCUGUUCCCAUGCCCUCUACCACAAGGAGCCCCGAGCUGAGUAUAUUUGUCGAACGUUGCACGCCGCCAGCGCAGUCUCCUUCCAGGAGACCGUCUCCGUCCUGCCAGUUAUGGUGGCGGACAUCCAACCGCAGCACGCCGUUUUGGACAUGUGUGCUGCGCCAGGAAGCAAGACGCUGCAAGUGCUGGAUGAGAUGUUACAGUACGGGUGGUCCACAUCCUCUGUUUCACAGGGCGUAGUAAUUGUAAAUGAAAAGGAUCGAGUGAAGGCCACACAAAUACUGCCAUCUCGUUUGAAGCGUUUUCACGCGCCAAAUGCGAUCUGCACCCGUUGUGAUGCCUCUCAAUGGCCAAGGUUGUUUUAUUCUUCGGAGGAGGGUCCUUUACUUGCAGAGCGACGAUUUGACCGCAUUAUUUGUGAUGUUCCGUGCAGUGGUGAUGGCACCGUUCGCAAGGAACCGGCGUCGGCUAGCUCCUGGAGUCCUGGCUAUGUCAAAUCACUUAUGCCAACGCAAAAGGCACUGCUACGACGCGGAUUAGAUCUCCUUCGCGAGGGCGGUGUCCUUGUUUACAGCACAUGUAGCAUGAAUCCAAAGGAGGAUGAGGAGGUUGUGUGUGCCGGGCUAGAGUUGUUUGGCGAUACUGUUGAACUUCUCGACGUAAAUGCCAUUUUGCGAGAAAAGGGUGCGGUGCUGCACUCCAUUGGCGGCGUUGUGUCCCCCAACGUGGACCAUUUGCAAAAGGCCACCCUGCCCUCGACUUUUGAUGGCCGAAAGGUUCUGCGCGUUUUGCCCCAUCGUGAUGACACUGGUGGUUUUUUUGUUGCCGCUUUUCGGAAGCGAUCGCUUCCGGAUUGGGCCCCGCCGGUGACGCUGCAUGAGAAGCUGAACCACUGGACGAAGGGAAAGUUUUGGGCCCCUGUAGGCAGGCAGGAUGCUGAGUGGUGCAGUAUCGUUGCAUUCUACGGGAUGAACCCGGACUGCACGGACGUCUUUCAGUACUACAGCACCACGUUGGGGAAGAAGGGCGAGAAACACGUGGGUCGCGGGCUUGUGCCGCUCUACCACUUGAACCCCAAUGGCGCCGCGUGUCGGCGGAUAGUGCUUGUGACCGUUGCCACCGCCCGCAUGCUCUUUGAGACGCGGCCAUACAAAGGGCCAGGCGUAGAGAUUGUCUCCGUGGGCGUCCGCGCCUUUGAGGCGUACGAUGGCAAAUUCCUGCUGAAUGCGAAGUGCCGCUGGAGGGCGGUUGUUGAGUCCGCCUCCUAUCUGGCUCCUUUCAUGCGAACGCGUAAAAUAGUAUUGGAUGUGGCGACUCACCCGGAGCUUGUACGACAAUUGCUUUCAAACGGGUUUGUCUGGUUGCAGGAUUACUGGCGUGUCAUUUUGCACCAGGCACCUGUGGCCACGUCUACUGCUACAACUGCAGCUGCUGAUAAUACUAACACUAAUGAUGAUAAUAAUGAUAAUAAUAAUGAUAAAGACUCUAGUGGUGAUGGUAAAAGGACUUAUUCUGUGGAAGUUGCGGCAGACGCGCUCCCCUUUGUUCGCAGUGAUGGCCCGCUCCACGCGCUUCUCACAUCGACAGCGUGGGCGCACCCAGCUACGCAAGACAUUUGUCAUAUGCUCGCGGAAGAUGUGUUGGUGGGAGGAGUUCUUGUCGGUCUUGCGGGUGGCAAGUUGGCAGGCGAGGAAGGCCAGUGGUGGCUGAGCGCGACACUGAGCAGUUCAAAGCUUGAGCUGGCAGUAGACGCGUCACUUCGCGGGUUUGGUCUUCUUGCCUUUUUAGGUGUUGACUCAAGUAACACGCCGCCACGUGUUGAGGCCCCCAACGCCAAAUGA
Molecule: messenger RNA, 2487 nt
Organism: Trypanosoma conorhini
Lineage: Eukaryota; Euglenozoa; Kinetoplastea; Trypanosomatida; Trypanosomatidae
Product: putative methyltransferase
Exons: 1
Coding region: 1-2487 (828 amino acids)
Biological process (GO): RNA methylation
Molecular function (GO): methyltransferase activity
Source: RefSeq, a predicted model, not a curated record